AUGUCAAGAAUAAGCUUUGUAACACGACUGGCCAAGCAGUUGAACCGAAUCAAUGUCGAGAGAGCUCAGCCCCUCUCUUCUCGUUGUAACGCUACGCGACACUCCACCUUCUCUAGCCAAAAGAAUGAAGAGGAAUCCAUGAAGGACGCGAAUGCUAGCCAUUCCACGUCUCAGAACCGGAUCAAAGGCAUGGGAAGCGUGCCCCGUUGCCAAAUAGGAGAGAAUGUUCCGAGGAAGGACAAGAUCAGCUUUCUCGUGAGCACGCUCAUGGACCUCCCGGAUAGCAAGGAAGCCGUGUACAGCGCCCUGGAUGCUUGGGUUGCGUGGGAACGGGACUUCCCAAUUGGGGCGCUGAAGAAUGUGCUGCUCGCUCUCGAGAAAGAGCAGCAGUGGCACAGGGUAGUUCAGGUCAUCAAGUGGAUGCUGAGCAAGGGGCAGGGCACCACCAAUGGAACAUACGGCCAGUUGAUUCACGCCUUGGAUAUGGAUAAUCGGGUUGAGGAGGCGCAGGAGAUUUGGAAGAAGAAACUUGGUUUUGAUCUGCACUCAGUCCCAUGGAAACUGUGCAAUCUUGUGAUCUCAAUGUAUUACAGGAACAAGAUGCUCGAGGAGCUUGUGACGCUGUUCAAGGGGCUCGAGUCAUUCGACCGUAAGCCCCAAGAGAAAUCGAUUGUGCAGAAAGUGAGCAAUGCAUAUGAGCUGCUGGGCUUGCCUGAGGAAAAGGAAAGGGUGUUGGAGAAGUACAAGGAUCUGUUUGAAGCCAAGAAAACGAAGAAAAUCAUCCGCGGUCGCUCUCCCAAGAAAGCUAGAGCAAGCCAAAGAGGGUGAGUUUGAGGUCUAAUGUCCAUUGUAAUUACUCUUGUUGAUGGUUACACUCUUUGAUGGUGUGGUGAAGUUCCUAACUUUGGAGAAGUCUUAAACUUUUGUAGCAUUUUAGUUGUUACUUUGCUUUGAUAAAUUAUCUAGGAAAGCUUGAGCUUUGGAGCUGUUUUAUUA
This is a messenger RNA of Salvia miltiorrhiza (redroot sage), 996 nucleotides long. RefSeq names its product pentatricopeptide repeat-containing protein At4g18975, chloroplastic. Bases 1 to 828 code for a protein of 275 amino acids. The record is from RefSeq and is a predicted model, not a curated record. NCBI's taxonomy places the organism in Eukaryota, Viridiplantae, Streptophyta, Magnoliopsida, Lamiales, Lamiaceae. Gene Ontology annotation, molecular function: protein binding. The transcript has 2 exons.